Messenger RNA from Linum tenue, 1835 nucleotides. NCBI's taxonomy places the organism in Eukaryota, Viridiplantae, Streptophyta, Magnoliopsida, Malpighiales, Linaceae. The record is from the annotation of a GenBank genome assembly.
AAUGGAAUCAAAAAAUGUAUCCACUCCACCUUUACUCUUUUUUUCUCCUUCCUCCCAAUUCCCAAAGACCUUCUACUGAGAAAAGAUCAUAGUCAUAUCCAAAUUCCAUCACCAACUUCUUCUUCAUCUUCUUCUUCUUCUUCAUUCCCUGAUUGCUGCUCUAAAUCGUCGAGAUCUGAUAAAAUCAAGCUCCAUUCUCCAUUUGCUUCGUUCAACCUCACUCAGCUACCAAUCGAGAUCCAGUUGCUCGAGUCCCCAAAGGAAGCGAUUCUGAACCAGAAAAGAGUUCGGCCACUUCGUUCGAUCUUUCCUCGCCGUCGAUUCUCUGUAUGUAACUUCAUAUAGGUCCGAUUUCUGAUUCUCUCCAAGCUGGGGGCAGAUUUUGAUCGCGAAUACUUUCACCGACGCGAUGCCUCCUCGUGGAAUGAAUUUCUCCUUCGUCUGUCCCAUCUCUCUUUCCUUACUGAGUUAGUGUUCUUGAAUUUCUAGUCGCCGGGGAACUGAUCCGGCCUCCAGCUCUGGCCAUGUCAGCCAAUCUGUCUUUGACUUGCGCAAGCUCAUGGUGACCCCCGCUCAAGUGGAGACGUCAGUUUCUUACAACAAACACAGGCCAAGAAAGCAUCUGCCGGACUUGCCUUGUUGUUUCACGAGAGAAUAGUGUACAUCGGGAUGCCUGCAACUAAAUGACAAUGAGUUCACUGGUUGAAUUCGUCCUGAAUUUGGCAAGUUGGAGCUGAUUGCAGUGAGUCUAUUCUUGUUCUUAUGGGGUUACGGCUUACGGGUUAUGAGGGAGGCCUUUGGCGGGUUCGGAUCCGUGGAGGUCCAGAUUUGUGUCUUGAUUACUAAUCUUGGGUGCUUGAUCAUUUACUUGAUCAUCAUCAGUAAGCUUGAGAUCAAAGCCAUGUUGUGAUUCUUGUGGUCUUUCCCUAGUCAUAUUUUGAAUUUAUCUUCCGACUGGUUAUGAACUAAUCAGAAGAAUGCAUUUUACGAGUUGAUUGAAGGCUUGGAGAAAUUUAACUUUCUGGUUGUUUCUUCAGGGGAUGUGUUGUCAGGGACGGAGCAGCAUUUGGGAGUACUGUAAUAAUGGUUUGGGGUUUCAUAGCUGAAUACUCGAGCUUUUGCACUCUUUCUGGUUGUGGUUUUUGUUAUGCUUCCUUUGGUUCUGUUCAAUCAGAGUCAUUGAAGUUCAGUUCAGCGGUAUCAGUUCUCUUGGCAGUGAUUUUCAGUGGCAUAAGCUCGCUGAUGGCUUUCUGAUCAAUUUCUGGGAAUAAGUGAUUUGGGUUUGCUAGUUGAAUCUUUCUGUUUCUCAUGAAAGAUGAUUGAUUGGGUGUACAGGGGGAGAGUUCUUGAUGUGUUGAAGAACUGGUGUGAGAGGAGCAUUUCGGUCACUGUUGUGACUGAUGGUGAAAGGAUUUUUGGGACUCAGUGAUCUUGGAUGCCAGGUGAAAUAUGAGGAACGGUGGACUUUGUAACAGGGGUUGGGUGUUCCGAUGAUGGAUUACCCUUUCUUUCUCGCUCAAUUCACCACUUUCGGGUAUGUGGUGAUUUACUCGUUGAUAUUGCAUAUCCGUUACCGUAAAGGGAUAGUGACUGAUGAAAUGCUGGCCCUCCUAAAGUCUGGCCAUGUCGCCAUUGGUGCUUUUGAAGCCGUGGGAACCCUGAUUGGAAUGUACCCUGCAGCAAAUCUACCUAGACGGUUGGACCUUCUCUAUCUUUACUGCAUCAGUGGAUCGAACGAAGAAGAGUCCAUGCUAUCUGCCAGCGAGUACAUGUGGGCGGGUGUGAUGAUAUUAUCCAGUGCUCUUCACUUCCGGUGCCAUGAUACUAAAGGUUGA